AUGGCGGCGGCUCAGUCCCCAGCGGAGCGUUUCGGCACCUACGAGGAGUACCUGGAGUCGCAGGUGACGGCGCAGGACCUGUAUUACCUGGAGAGCGAAGUGGUGGCGCGGCAGCUGGUGGAGCUGGGCUUCCGCGGCUCCGGGGACGUGCUGCGGCGGGAGGACUUCGAGGCGCGGGCGGAGGAGGCCGCGGGGCUCCCGGGACCCACCUCCCAGAAGUCGCUCGCAAGUGCAGGGAAAGAACUGAAGGAUAACUUUUUACAGGCACUGGCGGAAAGAGAGGAAGCCAAUCGUACUGGAAGAAUGUCUUCCAUAAUCUUCAUUCGUGACUGGAAUUCUCGGCGCCAGGAGGUGUCUGCAUACAUUGACUAUGCGCACAGACUGACGACAGAUGACUUUGAAGUCUACUUCAGUGGAAAGAAAAGACUUUUACCACGGAACACUGAUCUGAGCUUUUACAACUGGGAUAGAAAUGUCAGCGCUUCAAAUUCCAGUCCAAAUUACCAAGUGAUUGCAGAAAAUGCCUCUGGAUUACUCUUCAAGAACAAAAGUGAUAGGAAAAUAAUAAAUGUGGAUCCAAAGGCCUACCCAGGAGACAACACAACACGGACACCUAUUGAAACAAAUCUCUACAUCCAUGUCGUUAUCUACGACCAUAUCCUCCGAAGAGGGGCAUAA
Messenger RNA from Rhea pennata, 678 nucleotides. RefSeq names its product cilia and flagella associated protein 299 (gene CFAP299). The transcript is spliced from 6 exons. The record is from RefSeq and is a predicted model, not a curated record. NCBI's taxonomy places the organism in Eukaryota, Metazoa, Chordata, Aves, Rheiformes, Rheidae. The coding region runs from base 1 to 678 and encodes 225 amino acids.